Gossypium raimondii (Peruvian cotton) is the source of this 2655-nucleotide messenger RNA. RefSeq lists its product as uncharacterized. Gene Ontology annotation, biological process: ribosomal small subunit biogenesis. Gene Ontology annotation, molecular function: RNA binding; protein binding. Gene Ontology annotation, cellular component: nucleolus. The transcript is spliced from 12 exons. The coding region runs from base 253 to 2451 and encodes 732 amino acids. NCBI's taxonomy places the organism in Eukaryota, Viridiplantae, Streptophyta, Magnoliopsida, Malvales, Malvaceae. The record is from RefSeq and is a predicted model, not a curated record.
CCCUAAAUUUUUGUUCAUUUAUUUUGAACCGUCUUUCCUCUUUCUUCUAUCAUCUUCCUCCUACCAUCGUCCCUCUUCUCUCUCUCGUCUCCGUAAAUCAGUUUUGUUUUUCUUCUCUUCUCAUCUCAGUUUGCAUUCACCGCCGUGUCUGCUGGUUUAUGCUGGAUCUGACCCGUAUCCCGUGUCGAAUCGUGUCGACACAGGUACUGCACCCCAGAUUGCCGAGUCCUGGUAACGAAGAAAUCAUUGAGGAUGAAGAGAAAAGCAGGGGAUUUAAAGUCGAAAAAGGGGAACAAAAUAAAGAAUUCACGAAUGCAGCUUGUUAAAGAAAAUGAUAUUGUGCAACGAGUUAGUGAAUUGAAGUCUGAGGAAGAUCAUGAUGCUAAUGAAUCUAAGAUAGCUAAAGCGAAGAAGGAUUUGAAAAGAACAUCGAAAACCAAGUUCGAGGAGUAUCUUGAAAUGGAGAUGCCAAAUUCGGACAUGCUUGCACAAGAGGACUUGGAAUUGGAGAAGAAACUUGCUAAGAAACUCAAGGUGAAGGGCGGUAAAUUAAGGGGAGAUGAUGAUGGACUUAAUAUUUUAUUUGAAGGAUUUUCUGAUGAGGAAGCUGUGAACCAUUCUUUAAGUAAGAAACGAAAAAAGAAAAAGUCAGUGCAGCAGGCUAUCAAAGAUGAUAUUGGAGAUGACUCAACUAUUGAAGCUUCCGAAGGGGAGGAGUAUUCAGAGACAACAGUGGUAGAAAUUCCUGUGAAGGCACCUUCACAAAAGAGGCGUAAGAAGAGGAAGUCUUUGCUGCAAGGACAAGAAAGUGACAUGGUGGGUGAAACUGCCCUUUCUGUUACCCCGCAUUCUGAGUGCCACAAUGCAGAGGUAGCGUCAGGUCAAAUUUCAACUAAGGCUCUUGGAAUGGAGAGCAGCGGGAAAUAUGUUGCUCCUCACUUGAGAUCCCAGACAAAGAAUGAAUCAGAGGAGCAGACUCGAAUGCGCAGACGUGUACGAGGUCUUCUUAAUAGGCUUUCUGAAUCUAACGUGGAAUCAAUUACAGGAGAAAUGGCCACAAUUUUUCGUUCUGUUAGUCGCAGUGUUAGCUCCCAGAUUAUCAGUGAGGAGGUCUUGGCAUCUUGUUAUAAUGGUCCACGUGGCAAUGAACAGCAUGCUGCAGUUUUUGCAGCUUUCAUUGCUGGCAUGGCUUCUUUAGUUGGCGUGGAUUUCAGCGCAAAACUUAUGGCUUUACUUGCCAAGAUUUUUGAGGAAGAGUAUCUCAAAGAAGACAAUCUUUCGUUGAGAAAUCUCACUCUUUUGCUAUCUUAUCUCUGCAUUUUUGGAGUUUGCUCAUGUGACUUAAUAUACGAUUUUCUGAUCAUGUUGAGCAAGCGGUUGACAGAGAUUGAUGUUUCUACCAUCCUGACAGUUUUGCAAUGCUGUGGGAUGAAAAUAAGGGGUGAUGAUCCAGUUGCCAUGAAAAACUUUAUUCUUUGUGUUCAAAAUAGGGUGAAUGAGUUAAAGGCUUUGUCCGGAGGUGGCGAGGCUAAAAUAAACGGCAAGAGAAUGGAAUUCAUGCUUGAAACGAUAUGUGAUAUAAAAAAUAACAAGAAAAAGCCCAAGGAGGAUACGGUGCAACACACUCGGAUAAAGAAAUGGCUACAGAAGUUAAGGGUUGAGGAUAUUUUAAUUAGAGGGCUUAAAUGGAGCAAGCUGCUUGAUCCUGACAAAAAGGGCCAAUGGUGGUUACCCGGGGAUAUUGCCUCUGCUACAGAUAAUGUCGAAGAGGUUGCCAACAGCAUUGACAAAGAGGCUCUUGAAGCUCAGAAAAUGCUGGAGCUUGCUGCUGCACAGAGGAUGAAUACAGAUGCUCGGAGGGCAAUCUUUUGUGUAAUAAUGAGUGGGGAAGACUACAUCGAUGCAUUUGAAAAGCUUUUACGGUUGGAUUUGCCUGGAAAGCAGGACCGAGAUAUUAUGCGGGUUCUCGUGGAAUGUUGCUUGCAAGAGAAGGUUUUUAACAAGUACUACACUGUUCUCGCUGCUAAGUUGUGUGAGCAUGAAAAAAACCACAAGUUUACCUUACAGUAUUGUCUCUGGGAUCACUUCAAAGAGUUGGAUUCAAUGCCACUUUUAAGGUCGAUGCACCUAGCGAAAUUCAUGGCUGAAAUGGUUGCGUCUUUUACUCUUUCCCUUGCCGUGUUGAAAACAGUGGAGUGGAGUGAUCCCCAGAUGCUAAGCCCAAAAAAGAUCAUGCAUUUCCGAAUGCUUUUCGAGGCCAUAUUUGAGUAUCCUGAUAAGGUUAUAUGGAACAUGUUCACCCGUAUAGCUGUAACCCCCGAGCUUGAAACUCUUCGACAAGGUAUGGAGUUCUUCAUCAAGGAGUAUGUCGUGAAAACUAACAAGAAAGUAAAUGAUAAAUUUAAGCUUGCAAAGAAAGCCCUUAAUAACACCGAGGGAGUUUUAAUGUGAGCAUUGAUUUUUGAGUUUUAGUUUUGAAUCGCAAUGUCCAAGUUUUUAGAGAAAAAUUUGACCAGAUUUUGCAGGGUUUAGGGGAACUCAGCAUUUGGAUGAGGUGUAUAAUCUUUAUUUUUUUCCCUACCAUUUUAACAAUUUAUGAAAAACUUGCCUUGUGUUCUACUUGUAAUUCAAAAUGUAUAAAAAUCAAUUAAAGCA